AUGACAACAGCUCCGGCCACUCAGGUCGCUUCGGACACGAAUUCUUGGGUAUGUCCUAUACUCAUAUUGAGCACAUCUACCACCCCUGACCACCACCCAGAGUUUGACUUCCGUGUUGUUGGCGAUGGCCGCUCAGCUAUUGCCCGCUAUGCCAAUAAUAGCAACUACCGCAACGACUCGCUGAUCCGUAAAGAGAUGUGCGUGAGCUCGUUGAUGGUGCAGGAGAUCAGACGCAUCAUCAAGGAUAGCGAGGUUCUGAAAGAAGACGAUACCAAAUGGCCACAGAAGAACAAGGACGGGCGACAGGAGCUUGAGAUCAGGCUGGGCAGCGAGCACAUCUCGUUUGAGACUUCCAAGAUUGGCUCUCUGGUUGAUGUCAACGAGUCCGAAGACCCAGAAGGUCUACGCGUCUUCUAUUAUUUGGUGCAGGACUUGAAGGCCCUCGUCUUCUCCCUCAUAUCUCUCCACUUCAAGGCAUGUCCAAAUCUCACGUUCUUCUUCAGAAUCAACUGA
Molecule: messenger RNA, 513 nt
Organism: Recurvomyces mirabilis
Lineage: Eukaryota; Fungi; Ascomycota; Dothideomycetes; Mycosphaerellales; Teratosphaeriaceae
Gene: MNH1
Product: Protein mago nashi
Exons: 4
Coding region: 1-513 (170 amino acids)
Biological process (GO): RNA splicing
Cellular component (GO): exon-exon junction complex; nucleus
Source: RefSeq, a predicted model, not a curated record